This is a messenger RNA of Acytostelium subglobosum LB1, 4761 nucleotides long. RefSeq lists its product as hypothetical. Gene Ontology annotation, biological process: actin filament bundle assembly; actin filament network formation. The coding region runs from base 1 to 4761 and encodes 1586 amino acids. Lineage: Eukaryota; Evosea; Eumycetozoa; Acytosteliales; Acytosteliaceae. The record is from RefSeq and is a predicted model, not a curated record. The transcript has 3 exons. Gene Ontology annotation, cellular component: actin filament; actin filament bundle; cytoplasm. Gene Ontology annotation, molecular function: actin filament binding.
AUGGAGGAAACUGAUAGGCCAGAGCUGGACAUCAGCAAAUUCACUGGCGCCACACUAUUCCAUGAUAGCCACUACAAUGGUCUAACAGAUAUUGGCGACUACAUGGUCUGCGAUAAACAUAAUAACAAUGAUGAAGACAAAGAUGAUGUCCAACAUCAACACCAACAACAACACCAACAAAACCAUCAUCAUGAUGACGAAGAUAUUGAGAUAAUAGACUCUGGAGAAUAUGUUGAUGGAAAUGAUGAUAACGAUGGUGGCGUGGAUCGAUCAACUAGGAUGAAACAAUGGUUCAAUCAGUACUAUCAUGCACUGAUCACUUAUCAAUAUCAGCGAAAGAAGCGUUUGGAACAGCUGGGAGACAGCGCCACACAGGAUCAUAUUCAGUUGGAGUCGGACAAUCUGCGACGACUGCGCUCCGCUACACGCCGCGACUUCAAGCCACUGUACAUAUUCGGCAAGGAGGCCGCCACAGACUCGAGCAGCGCAUCCACCACACCAAUCUCUAGCAGUUCUACCAUCAGUGCCAAGCGCAGCUUGGCCAAGAGUUUCAGAGCUCGCCGAACUAGCGAGCCCACAGCCGUCUCGCCAGAGACACGCGACACCUCCAGCGACUCAACGCGGCCGGUACACUUCACGCCUGGCACAGUCGUGCACACUAAUCGCCAAGCACACUUUUUGAGCGUGGCACGCUCGCCUCCACGCUCGCCAUUCACCUCCAACGAGGACCUGUUGGGACAUGUUGCCGACCUUGCGCCGACAAUCAAAGUGGUCCAGUUCAGCUCAGACACAAACAACCUACCUUCGACGCCUGAGAACGGCCAUGAGAUGAUGGACCGUCGACGCACCAAGAGCUACUCCUCACUCAACAAGCCCAAGCUGCCGCUGAUGGGCGGUAGUAAGGAGUCACCCGCCAACUUCACGCCACAUCCCCUCAAGUACAAGUCAUACACAAUGAUGUUCAAUCUCGACCCAAAGGCCAAGCUGGAGCAGACUGAGAAGCUCCUGCAGGAGAAGGAGGAGGAUACACGUAUCGCUGCAGAGAUUGGCAAGUCACUGCUAGAGAAGAAUGAGCUGCUUGAGGAGGAGAUCAAGGCACUGCGAGCAAGCCACAUCAAGCAGGCCGAGAGCAUCGAGCGUGCCACAGACGACAAUGGCCGCCUUCGCACAGAGAACCUAAUGCUCACAUCGCGCAUCCAGUCGGCGGUGCGCGAGAACGAGAUGCUAAUUGAGCGCGAGGCCGAGCUCAUGGAGCAGUUGGAUCAUCAGCAACAGUGGCUGCGCAACGAGUACUCACCCAUGAAGGCCAAGACGAUCAAUCAACAGCGACGCGAGAUUGAGUUGCUCAAACAGGAUGUCGAGGAUCUUCACAUGUCCGAGGAGGCAUUAAAGAAGACACGCGACCGCCUAGCCUCGCAGAACCAGAACCUCAACUCAUCGAUGUACACAUUGCAGAAUGCGCUGGAGGACAGCGUGGACCCCUUGCGAUACGACGAACUGCUGGCCAAGGUGGCAGCGCUCAAGUUCAAGAACACAGCGCUGCAAGCACGUAUCAAACAACUACAGGAUGCCAGCAGCUCACAGGCCUUGCUCACGGAGCCAGAGCAUAUAAUCAAGUCGGCCUUUGAGGAGCUGAUGAAGAAUGAGGAGUUGCUGGUGACCAUGCCCAGCGACGUCAACCACCAAGUACUUUCGAACGCUCGCUUCCUGCUGCGCCGUCUGCAGACUGAGUUGACCAGCAACACUGGCGGUGAGACAUCAUUGAUUGCAACACUGAUCAAGUAUCUGGAGGACGACCAGCAGCAACAAGCGAUCACAGGCAGCACGGGCAGCACAAUCCGCACGCUAAAUGAAUCGAAUGAAUCGAACAACACGACUGACGAUGCGCAGACCCUGAACGACCCGCAGGCUGCCCUGUAUAUGUUGGUGUGCGUCGUCUCGAUCUACAAGUACACGACCUACGAUAAGAAGCGAUUGGAAAGCGAGCGCAGCACUAUUGAGGAGUUGGACAGCGAGGUUGGCACACUCAAGAAGGUGAUCGCCAGUUUGGAGUACGAUCUGGGAGAGGCCAAGAUGAUUAACGCCAAGCUUGAAGAGGACAUUGACUUACUCAAGACGCCCAAGCCUUCGCACACAAUGUCCAUGGCCGACGAGCUAAGGACGGCAUUCAUUAACGACAACUCGACAAAGGAGCUGGCCGAGCUACAAGAGCGACAUGACCGCGAGAUCACACAGAUGAAUCAGCAACACCUAUCGGACGCGUUGGAGAUCGAGUCGCUGAGGCACCAGCUCGAUCAACUCAAGGCCAAAGGCGAUCAAGAGAUUGCAGCAAGGGAAGCCCGAGACAAGGAGGUCCGUAACCUCAAGGCGGCCUUGGAGCAGAGCCAGCGACAGCAGGAGGACAAUGCCAGAGAGCUGUCGACGCAAUUGGAUAAGCUGCGAGUGGACUUGGAGCAGGUCAGCAAGGACAAGGACAACCAGAUCGCGAGUCUGCAGAGCGAGAUCACACUGGAGAGGAGCGGUCGCGAGGCAGACAAGGCCCUGAUCAAUCAGCUGCGCGAGGAGAAGAACACACUGUUGGGCGAGCACAUUGUUUCGAUCAACGCACUCAACUCCAAGCUGAAGCAGGCCAUCUCACAUCAAGAUCAGAGCGAGCAGCAUGAGUCUAGGAUCGCCAAGUUGGACCAAGACUGUCAGACCAGGGACGCACAGAUCGCUGCACUCAAUCACAAGAUCGAACAACUCAAUCAAGCGUUCCAGGAGGCGAUGGGUGCAGCCCAGACAUCGAGUUGCGCCACAUUGAGCACGAUCGAUGGCAAGCUGCAACACCUGCAGGACAAGCUGGAUGCGGCACAGGACAAGAUCAAGCUGCAGCAGGCCGCGAUACAUCAGCAAGAGGUGGCCGUGCAGCAGCAGUUGAUGGAGCUAGAGACCAAGAAGGAGCUGCUGUUCGUUGAGCUGCAGAAUGAGAAGGAGAACAACGAUACGCUCGUACAGGAGAACAGCCAGCUCAAGUACCGCAUGGACAAGAUCCAGAUCAAGAUGGAGGACAAGACCAGGAAACAUGGCGAGUUGGUGCGCGAGCUAUCACAACAGCUGACGCAUCUGAGCACCAAGACCAAGAGCAGCGAGGAGGUCUUGGAGCAAGCGCUCGAGGCGCCAAACCUUGAGCAGUUGCUCAAGGACUACAACAUCGAGGAGGAGUUGCCGCUCAUCAAGUACAUCAACCAUCACCUGCCGAAAGGCGAGGACAUCGAGCAUGUCUUCCCCAUCGACCCCACCAAGCACAUCGCCUUCUCAAUCUACGAUGGUGUGCUGCUGUGCAAGCUGGUCAAUUUGGCCAAGGAGGGCACGAUCGACACGCGUGUGAUGAAUCAGCGUCCGAGCCGGAUGAUCGAGGCCAUGCAGAACCUCAGCCUGGUGGCCAACUCGGCACGCGCCAUUGGAUGUAUAAUCAAUGAUGACACGCAGAAGACUGUUGUCCAGGAUCCACGUGUGGCCGUAUCAUUGUUAUUCCAGCUAGUCCGCGUACAUCUCGUUUCAUCAAUCAACAUCAGGAACUAUCCCAGUCUCCUUACACUCAGGACAGACAAAGAGAACCCUCAACACUUUGCCGCGCUCAGUCCCUCUCAACUACUACAUCGAUGGCUCAAGUACCACCUUGCGCUUCCAAGUUCCAACAAAGACUCACUGGAAGACAUCAUCUUGAAUCCAAUCAAUUGCAUCAAGUUGAUGUGUAUCCUGGACAAAGAACUACCUUCACCCAGCACAGAGACAGAGCCAUCUGAUCUUUACAAAUGGAUUGUGGACGAGUCCACCAACAGAUUCAACCUAUUCUCAUGGAUGAGCAUUGAUACAUGGAGAUCGAGGAAUCCAAAGCUUGCAUACUUGUUUGUAGCCAGUCUAUUCCUGUCGGAUAAGGGCAUUGGUAUUGAUAUGGCAGUGGACAGCCAGUCAUUGACAUUCGCCAAGGAGUUGUCUGAUCUGUCCGAUGUCGAUGGUACCAGAGAGGAGCGUGCGUUCUGCAUGUGGCUCAACUCACUCAAUCUAACACCAUACGUCAACAACCUACAACAAGACCUACAAGAUGGUUUGAUCAUUCUUCAGAUGUUCAACAAGAUCAAACCAAGCUCGGUCAAUUGGAAGUUGGUCAACUUGACGCCAACCAAUAAUUAUAUGUGCUUGGAGAAUUGUAACAUUGGUAUUGAGGUAGCCAAGACACUUAAGUUCUCAUUGGUUGGCAUUGGUGGAAGGGACAUCCGUGAGGGUAACCGCAAGUUGACGCUGGCACUGAUAUGGCAGGCAUGCAAGUACCAUCUGCUGUCGAUCCUGCGCAAGGAUAGCGGCGUCAGUGUCACCGAGUCGGACACAAUACGUUGGGCCAAUCACAAGGUGGCCAGCAGUGGCCCCCCUGGCGCGCAUCAUAGGACGAUCGAUUCAUUCAAGGACCCAACGAUUGGCAAUGGACUGUUCUUGAUCGAUUUGCUUGAGGCCAUGUCCAAGGGCUGCAUCAACUACUCGGUGGUGACGCCCGGCGAGUCUGAGCAGGACAGGAAGCUGAACGCGCAGUACAUCAUUAACAUUGGACGCAAGUUGGACUGCAGCAUCUUCCUGGUGUGGGAGGACAUUGUGGAGGUGAGACAAAAGUUGAUCAUGACACUUGUCGCACAACUCUAUAUCAAGAGUGAGGGUCUUGUAACAUCCAUGGCCGCUACAUCCUCCACCAACCCAUUGUCACGUUCAUCCUCAAGUGUACAAUAA